This is a messenger RNA of Mauremys mutica (yellowpond turtle), 2479 nucleotides long. Its product is annotated as zinc finger protein 135-like. Gene Ontology annotation, biological process: regulation of DNA-templated transcription. NCBI's taxonomy places the organism in Eukaryota, Metazoa, Chordata, Testudines, Geoemydidae. The record is from RefSeq and is a predicted model, not a curated record. The transcript is spliced from 3 exons. The coding region runs from base 454 to 1815 and encodes 453 amino acids.
GGACACAUUCAACUUGGAGCCUGAUUUUCUGAACAGGCCCAUUGGCGUGUGGGAAAGGAGGGAACAUUCCCCCAUUUCUCAUACAGGAAACACGCCCCUGGGCAGGGCUGGGAAAACUGACCAGACUCCCAGGGCUGGAGCCUGACCCCACUGGCCAGAGGCUGCUGUGAAAUACGCAGGGAAGCUGUUAGGAUUCCUGUCCUUGUCCCGGACUCAGAGCUCUGCUUCCCACAUCAGCCUGUGGCUGGCAGGCGUGUGGGAAAUGAGAAGACCCUGCCCUGCUCCGUGUGCUGGGGGGACAAGGAGCUGUCACCUUCUCCCACCCCCUGAAGCCUCCUGAGUGCUCUGAGCAGGGUGGGGGUGGGAUUCUGCUUCUCUGGGCCUCCUCUGCCAUGAUUAGUGGGACUGUGGUUGGGGCAACAAGUGCUUAGUGGGGGACUCUUGUUGUUUCAGAUGCCGGUGACCUUCGAGGAGGUGGCUGUGUAUUUCACCCAGGGGCAGGGGGCUCUGCUGGACCCCGCUCAGAGAGCCCUCUACAGGGACGUCAUGCAGGAGAACUACGAGACGGUGACCUCGCUGGGAUUCCCCGUUCCCAAACCUGACCUGAUCACUCGGCUGGAACGAGGGGAAGAGCCGUGGGUCCUGGAUCUUCAAACCUCUAAGGAAAAGGGGAGCCCAAGAGGCACCCACACAGCAGGUGAUAGGACAGUGAGUGAGAACAAGGAGGAGACUCAGCAGCAGGAAGGUUCUGAGCAAGUGGAACCUCAUGAGAGGUUUUUGAGUAGAGCUGAAGGGAAUUUUUCCCAGUGCUUGGAGCAGGGAAAUGCCUGGGGAGAUCAACAUGGAUCAGACUUGCAGCUGGGAAACUAUCCCAGGAAGGAACUGGAUGAAUUCACUGAAUGUGGCGGAGGAUGGAAGGAUCCCAAGGAAACCACAGGCCUGCAGACAAGUCACAAUGAAGAGAAACCCUACAAAUGCCUUGAGUGUGGGAAAAGAUUUAAUUUCAGUGCAAACCUUCUUACACACUGGAGAACCCACACAGGAGAGAAGCCCUACGAAUGCUUGGACUGUGGGAAGAGCUUCCAUGAGAGGUCAAACUUUAUUACACACCAGAGACUGCACACAGGCGAGAGACCCUAUAAAUGCCUUGAAUGUGGGAAAAGAUUUAGUCAGAGCUCAAAUUUUAUUGUACAUCAGAGAACCCACACAGGAGAGAGACCCUAUGAAUGCCUUGAGUGUGGGAAAAGAUUUAGUCAGAGCUCACAGCUUAUGGCACAUCACAGAACCCACACAGGAGAGAAGCCUUAUAAAUGCUCAGACUGUGGGAAAAGUUUCAGUAGGAAGCUAGUUCUUAUUGUACACCAGAGAGUGCACACAGGAGAGAAACCCCAUAAAUGCCUUGAGUGUGGGAAAAGUUUUAGUCAGAGGUCACAUCUUAUGUCACAUCACAGAACCCACACAGGAGAGAAGCCCUAUACAUGCUUAGACUGUGGGAAAAGCUUCAGCUGGAAGCCAUGCCUUAUUAUACACCAGAGACUGCACACGGGAGAGAGACCCUAUACGUGCCUUGAGUGUGGGAAAAGCUUCAGCAAAAGUUCAUCCCUUACUAAACAUGGAAGAAUUCACACAGGAGAAAAACCCUAUAAAUGCCUGGAGUGUGGGAAAAGUUUCAGUGUGAAAUCAACUCUUAAUACACAUCAGAAAACCCACACAGGAGAGAAACCACAUGAAUGCCUGGAGUGUGGGAAAAGCUUCAUUCAGAAAUCAAAACUUAGUAUACACCAGAGAGUGCACACUGGAGAGAGACCGUAUUAAUGCCUUGACUCUCAGAAAACUUUCAUGAAGCACUCGCAUCUAAUUAAGCAUCAGAGAAUUCACACAAGCGAUAAACCCUAUAAAUGCAUCGACUCUGGGAAAAGCUUCAUUGACAGAUUAAAACUUACUAGUCAUCAGAGAAUCCAUAUGAGAGACCCCAUAAAUGCUUGAACUGUGGGAAAAGCAUACACAAAUCAAAACUUUUUGUACACCAGGGAGUGCACAUAGGAGAGAGACCCUAUAAAUGCCUUGAGUGUGGGAAAACAUUCAGUCGGUGCUUAUACAUUACUAAACAUGGGAGAAUCCAUAUCGGAGAGAUGGAUUAUAAAUGCCUUGACUUUGGGAAAAGCUUCCGUAAGAGCUCAGCGCUGACCAAACAUGAGAGAAUCCACAAGGAUGAGAGACCUAGGAAUAGCUUGACUGCAGGAAAAGAUUCAAUUUGACUUCACACUUCAGUGACCCACACAACAGAGAGACCUUGAAUGUCGGAGAAGCUUCAUUUGGUGCUCCUGGAAUAUCAGGCAUCCACAAAUCCACACAGGGAAGAAACCUGAGAGGUUCUCAGUGUGGGACGUAGUCCAAGUGGAGCUAACAUGUUGAACAUCAGAGAUGGGAAAUUCUUUGAGUGCCCUGACUGGAGCCAGCCAUGGUCACAAACCCAUUU